Molecule: messenger RNA, 1635 nt
Organism: Oncorhynchus kisutch (coho salmon)
Lineage: Eukaryota; Metazoa; Chordata; Actinopteri; Salmoniformes; Salmonidae
Product: odorant receptor 131-2-like
Exons: 2
Coding region: 27-1106 (359 amino acids)
Biological process (GO): detection of chemical stimulus involved in sensory perception of smell; G protein-coupled receptor signaling pathway
Cellular component (GO): membrane
Molecular function (GO): G protein-coupled receptor activity; olfactory receptor activity; odorant binding
Source: RefSeq, a predicted model, not a curated record
UGAACUCUACAGCCAGCCUGUUGGACAUGAACUUCACAUCCCAGAUGUCAGUUGGAGGUGGUGGCUAUCCUAAAGACAGCUUUAGCACCGCCUUGACCAAGAACAUUGUGGCCAUUCUGGUGUGGCUGGCCCUAAGUUUUAUCAACGGAAGUAUGGUCCACACCUUCCUCAAGCAUAACUUUUUCUAUGAGGACCCGCGCUACAUCAUGUUCAUCUAUAUGGUCAUAAAUGACGCCCUGCAGCUCACCCUGGUCACGGCACUGUACGUAGUCAGCUACAUUUUCUUCAAGAUCCAUGCUUCCGUGUGCUGCCUGCUGGUGAUGACUGCAGUUUUGACCACACGCUCCACCCCUCUCAUAUUAGCCGGUAUGGCCGUGGAGCGCUACCUGUCUAUCUGUUUCCCCUUACACUACGGGCACACAUGCACGGUGUCACGCACCAUUGCCCUCAUCGUGGUCAUCCUGUUCUUAACGGUGGCCGUGCCUCUCACUGACCUCCUGGUCACACUCAUCAAGGAGCCCCUGGGCUUCUUUCGCACCUCCAUCUUCUGCGAUCACUCCUUCAUCUUCCGGGACCGCUCCAUCUACUACAAGAACGCUGUGUUUGACAGCAUCUAUUUUUCCUUUGUGACGCUCACGCUGCUCUACACUUAUUGUAAGAUCAUGCUAACGGCACAUGCUGCCUCCACGGACCUGGUGUCCAUAAAGAGGGCAAGGAAUACAGUGCUACUCCACGGGGUGCAGCUGCUGCUGUGCAUGCUGGCUUUUGUAGUCCCCUCUCUGCAAGCAGCCCUCAUCGCUCUCUUCCCACAGUUUGUCCUGGAGAUCCGUUACAUCUUUUUCCUGCUGGUCUACAUCAUCCCACGAUUCCUCAGCCCCAUGAUCUACGGUUUCAGGGACGAGAAGUUCCGCAAAUACUGGGCAAGGAACCUGACGUGUCGUAGGAACAAUAUAUCUAGAUUGUGGCCAGCUAUGAAAGUGAAUCUCAAGUUCAGACGGACCUAUAGAUCCAACGAAAUCGGCAUGAUAACCGGAAGGAGUAAAAGGCAUAUUAAGAGACAUUUCCUUGCAUUCCAGUGGACAUAUCAACUACCCCUGGAUUCUUGAGAAUGUUUACAUUCAUCCCCUGAUAGUGUAAUAACAGGGCUGCCCAACCCCGGUUCCCGGAGAGCUACCUUUUUGUAGAUUUUCGCUUCAUCCCAAAUCUAGCACGCCUUAUUCUAAUAAUUUAAUUGGUUGAUAAACUGAAUAGAACAGGUUUGGGCAGCCCUGGUGUAGUACAACUGUGUUACCCUACCAUAACCUAAAAUGUAAGUUUACUACAACAUUCUUUAUGUUUUCAUUGUCAUUGAGUCUUUAUUAAUAAACCAUGUAAAGCUUUGAAAUAUAAUGCUAAUCCUUUAACAUUGUUUGUACAGAUCCAGUUAAUCAAAUUUGGUUCAAUACCAUGGAACAGUGUCACGGAACAAUGUAAUGUCAUUCAUCCAUAAAGAAACAAAACCACUGUAUUCCUUCCUAGUGACAACAAGCCACUAUUAAAGGCAGCUUACUGUGAUCAGGGCUGCAGGUCUUUUUGUUUCUUCAUGUACAGUUUACUAACAACCAGGACCUACUAAUUUAUGUGAUGCCUGUAUAA